UUCCCUUUACAUCAAACUUGUGCUCUUGUUCCAAACAACCACCACAACAACACAAACAAAGCUCAAGUCUUUCUUGCAAUCGCACGCAAACAACAUCAUCAAAACCAGCUAAGUUCACCACCCACUCUCAAAUCAAUCCAAUCAUCAUGUCUCCGACAUCAAACAAAGAAGAUACUGACUUUCUGGCGACAGUGGGCGUUCCAACUGCUGCUGCUCCUCCGCCAGGUGGAUAUCUAGCUAGUUUUCUUAGAAUGUAUCCUAUCCCAACAAAUAGCGAAACAAAUAGCGAAACGAAUAGCGAUCAUGUACAUAGCGACAGCAGUAGCAGCAGGGGAGUGAAGAGGAAGAGGCAGGAGGAGGAGGAGGAGGAGGAGGAGGAGGCGGAGAGUCUGGAGGAUUUCCUGAGCAAGGUGUGUGAGAGAGUGUGGCGGGAGGUGCAGGAGGAGGAGCAGCAGCGGCGGCAGCAGGAGGAGCUGGACAGGGAGAUUGAGGAGCAGGAGAGGUAUGUGGAGCAGCUGGAGAGGGAGUACGAGGAGGAGUAUUUGGAGGAUGAGUAUGCGGAGUGGCAGGAGUGGCGGGAGCGGGUGAGGAAGGCGGCGGAGGAUGAGAAGGCUGGGAAGAAGAAGAGGAGGGAGGUGAAGAAGCGGAGGGUGGGGUGUUGUAAGCAUGUCGGUACUAGAUUUGGUCGUUUCUUGCUUGGUUGAUUUGGGUUUGGUUUUGGAUUUGGAUUGGGUUUGGUUGGUUCUUCGGGCCUGUAAAGUAAACCGGGUACCUUUUCCCCACUGGGGUUUUUAACGGCCCGUAGAAUCCGCCAAAUACAAGCGUUUGAAAGCGAAAGUUGGUUUGCUUUUGCGAUGUUCGUGUACUUUGGCUAGUUGUGCCUG
This is a messenger RNA of Neurospora hispaniola, 884 nucleotides long. RefSeq lists its product as uncharacterized. The record is from RefSeq and is a predicted model, not a curated record. Lineage: Eukaryota; Fungi; Ascomycota; Sordariomycetes; Sordariales; Sordariaceae. The transcript has a single exon. The coding region runs from base 147 to 704 and encodes 185 amino acids.